Messenger RNA from Capsella rubella, 734 nucleotides. RefSeq names its product protein SHOOT GRAVITROPISM 5. Lineage: Eukaryota; Viridiplantae; Streptophyta; Magnoliopsida; Brassicales; Brassicaceae. Bases 95 to 592 code for a protein of 165 amino acids. Gene Ontology annotation, cellular component: nucleus. The transcript is spliced from 2 exons. Gene Ontology annotation, biological process: gravitropism. The record is from RefSeq and is a predicted model, not a curated record.
GUGAUUGGUAAUUGCCACCCCCACACUUAUUGAGAAGUGCAGCCUUUUUUUUUUUAAUAUCCCCAAAAAAAAAAACAAACUAAAAAAUACAAAAAUGGCUGAACAACAACAUCAAGAUCAUCACAAAGAGCUUCAGCUUUUGCCUUCCACUGAAUCUCCGGUGAGAAAACACCGACCAACUGUUAUAUCAACCGACCACCACCACCACCACCAUCACCACAACCACAACAACCGUUCGUCCUCCAUGAUCCACCACGAUCUUGACCUCAAACUGUCCAUCAGCCUCAGCUCGAUCACUACUGCGGCUGAAGAGCAUCCAAGCGGUGGUGGUGUGGAGGCGCUGAAGUGGCAGGCGGCUGAGCAGAUAAGGCUGGCGGCUAUAGAGAAGGCUUACGCCGAGAGGGUUAGAGAGUUGACUCGUCGUGAGAUGGAGAUGGCUCAGUCUGAGUUUGCUCGUGCUAGGGUGAUGUGGCAGAAGGCGAGAGAGGAGGUGGAGAGAGCAGAGAGGUUGAAGGAAAGAUCAAUGACGAAGAUCGAUACGGCUUGCUUGGAGAUCACUUGCCACUCUUGCAGGCAAAGGUUUAGGCCUUAAAAGUAUUUCAUUUGUUUUCUCUUAAUUAUAUGUUAUUAUAAAUGGAUAUUUCAAGCCAAAUUAAACUUUCACUAGUUUGAGAAAAUAAUUUGGAUUUUUUUUUAUAUUUGUGGUUAAUUAAUUAAUUUAUUUUCAUUUUCUA